This is a messenger RNA of Brassica napus (rape), 735 nucleotides long. Its product is annotated as protein NUCLEAR FUSION DEFECTIVE 6, mitochondrial. The transcript is spliced from 4 exons. The record is from RefSeq and is a predicted model, not a curated record. Gene Ontology annotation, cellular component: mitochondrion. NCBI's taxonomy places the organism in Eukaryota, Viridiplantae, Streptophyta, Magnoliopsida, Brassicales, Brassicaceae. The coding region runs from base 80 to 352 and encodes 90 amino acids.
UUUUAGUCAAUGUACUUGAAAGUCAAAACCCUAUACUAAGCCCAAAGUUCAUCUCUUGCAGAAAAAUCAAAACGUUCAAAUGUCCGCCGCCAGAUCAUUCCUCCGCUCCGGUGCCGGCCGAGCCGCCGCUGCAGCAUUUCGUUCGCCGAAACCUAUGCGGUCUUCGUACAAGGCGCCCAAACAGAGCCCACUCUCUCACCGUGUUUUCAGAUCUCCGGUGGCAUUGAGCUGCUGCGUGGAGACGAUGCUUCCGUACCACACGGCCACUGCUUCCGCCUUGCUCAAUUCCAUGCUCUCUGUUUCUUCACGUCGCUGCUCCGUUUGGACUCUUGGAGGAGAAGAUGAUAACUGAAGCACAAUCAACAAGAGUGAUAUAUCAUUGAUGAUGCAUGAUGAUUUUCAAACGGAGAUUGCGGGAAUGGAUGCAUGUGAAGUGAUGUUUUUUUUUUCCAUUGUAAAGAAUCUUCAGUGACAGUAAAUUGGAUCAUGUUUCUUCUUAGGUCAUAAGAUCUGCCUUUUAACCUUCAAAAGUGUCCAAUACAUUUGUCAAGGACCCGACCAGUUCAGUUCUGGAUAUAAGUAAAGAAAAAAAAACAGACAGCUUAACCAAAGCUACAGAAGACCACUUAGACCUGAUUCAUUCUUCUUUUGUAGUUCGUAAUUGGGUUUUUGUAUUUGACUAUUGGCAAGAGAAUAUUGUCGGCACCAAGCUCUUUCCCAAAUUCUUAUUCAUUA